AUGGAAACAUUGGUUCUUUCACUGCAAGAGUGCAGUUUGUAUAUGCCCAAUAACGAAAGUAGCAGCGAGACAUCAGGGUCUGAGGUGACUGUUGGCGAUAUGUCCACUCAACAUAAUGCUCUCAACCACUUUCUUGUAGUGUCGGGUAUUGACGCUAUCACACAGUCUAAAAAGACGUUUAGUGAGCUGCAGCCUUGUACACAAAACACCCAUGUUACCAAGGCAAGUGAGGCUGUUGCUGCACUACUUGAAGUUAUUGCGCCUGGCAAUGCAGGAGCUCUAUGGGAGGCCACAAAAAGAUAA
This is a messenger RNA of Paramuricea clavata, 303 nucleotides long. The record is from the annotation of a GenBank genome assembly. Lineage: Eukaryota; Metazoa; Cnidaria; Anthozoa; Malacalcyonacea; Plexauridae.